UGUCUACACUGACCAAUAGGAUCACACCGAGGCUGCAGUCUCUCACCGUUACACACCCACAUUACUUUUGUGUUAACCACUUCGCGGGAGUUGUCGCUUCAGAAAUACGCAUUCCGUUGAUCCUAUUCUCACACAGAAGUCAAGGUUUGAAGGGCAACCAUGUCUGACAGAAAGCCAGUGAUCAAAAAUGCUGACAUGUCGGAGGACAUGCAGCAGGACGCCGUGGAGUGUGCCACGCAGGCCUUGGAGAAGUACAACAUUGAGAAAGAUAUUGCUGCAUAUAUCAAAAAGGAGUUUGACAAGAAGUAUAACCCGACAUGGCACUGCAUCGUUGGGAGGAACUUUGGCAGCUACGUAACUCAUGAGACCAAGCAUUUUAUUUACUUCUACCUGGGUCAGGUGGCCAUUCUGCUGUUCAAGUCCGGCUAAGGGAAAGCGUUUCUUUUCCUGAUCCCAGGUGACCAUACAGUACUAACGGACUCGACUAAAGGCACUCAUCAUUCCUUGGCAAGGGGCCGCUGCCUUUUUCUGUGCUGCAUUCUACUUUAUUUUUGAAGAUAAAAACCGUGGCCAUGUUCAAAGAUAUAACACUUGUAUUUAUUUUUGUCUCGUUCAACUAGAUGCAUCCGUUUUUUAUUAAAGCGUGGCUGUCAAGCUGUCUGUGUUCCAA
This is a messenger RNA of Nothobranchius furzeri (turquoise killifish), 670 nucleotides long. RefSeq names its product dynein, light chain, LC8-type 1 (gene dynll1). Gene Ontology annotation, cellular component: cytoplasmic dynein complex. Gene Ontology annotation, biological process: microtubule-based process. The record is from RefSeq and is a predicted model, not a curated record. Lineage: Eukaryota; Metazoa; Chordata; Actinopteri; Cyprinodontiformes; Nothobranchiidae. Gene Ontology annotation, molecular function: dynein intermediate chain binding.